Messenger RNA from Ceraceosorus guamensis, 1026 nucleotides. RefSeq lists its product as hypothetical. Lineage: Eukaryota; Fungi; Basidiomycota; Exobasidiomycetes; Ceraceosorales; Ceraceosoraceae. Bases 1 to 1026 code for a protein of 341 amino acids. Gene Ontology annotation, biological process: fungal-type cell wall polysaccharide metabolic process. The record is from RefSeq and is a predicted model, not a curated record. Gene Ontology annotation, cellular component: fungal-type cell wall. The transcript has 2 exons.
AUGCUCAUCCUAGCCAUCGUGGCCAACGCUGCGCUCGUCGUCGCUUCCGCGUCUGAGCACAACGCCAUCCACAAUGGCCCUCACGCUGUUGCGCGCCACGCUCGUCGCAGCAAGAAGUGCGCCACCACGGGCGCCUCCAAGUACGCUUCGGGUCACAAGAGCAGCAAAAAGUCCAAGAGCGGCAGCACAAACUCCAACGAUGCCAGCAACACUUCCAACGAGACUUCUCAAAAGGAUGCUCCCGUCUCUGGCACCAAGCCCAAGGGACUCAAGGGCAAGGCCGGUCUUUGCUGGCCCAACGGUAACAGCAUGGACUUUAACAACUUCAAGAUUGGCAACGUCAACUGGGCCUACACCUGGCAACCCACCAAGAUGGGCACAGACAUGGGCGACACGCUGUUCUGCUCCAUGCUGUGGGGACGAUCUGGAGCUGGAGCCAAGCUUAGCGAGUACAAGUCCAAGGUCACUGACAACCCCGAAGGCGGCGACAACGGCGACAAGUGCACCAUGGGUCCCAACGAGGUCAACCAAUCUGGUCAAGCCGACAUGAACCCCAGCGACACCUGCAGCUUGAUGCGUCAGUACCAGCUGGACCUCAAGAAGAAGCACGGUUACUACCUCAUCGGUCCUUCCACCACCUCUGCUCCCAACGGCAAGGACUGGUACGACCAAUUCAAAAAGGUCUGCCCUGACGUCUUUGAAGCCCUCGACGCCAUUUCGCUCCACUACUACGAUGUCAGCGCGAACAAGAUGCAAGAGUACAUCGAGGACUGGUACAAGAGCUACAACAAGCCAGUCUGGAUCACUGAAUACGCUUGCCAGAACUUUAACGGUGGCGCUCAAUGCUCCAAGGACCAAGUGUGGUCGUUCCAGCAACAGAUCGUGAGCUGGAUGGACAAGCAAGACUACGUCAAGGGAUACGCGCCCUUUGGAGCGAUGAAGAACCUGCAGGGCGUGUCGGAGGUCAAUCGCCUCUCCAACGGCAACAACGCCACUCCCCUGUUCAGGAUGAUUGCUGGCAUGUAA